Molecule: messenger RNA, 3929 nt
Organism: Falco peregrinus (peregrine falcon)
Lineage: Eukaryota; Metazoa; Chordata; Aves; Falconiformes; Falconidae
Gene: SHC1
Product: SHC adaptor protein 1
Exons: 14
Coding region: 1763-3196 (477 amino acids)
Biological process (GO): cell surface receptor protein tyrosine kinase signaling pathway; intracellular signal transduction
Cellular component (GO): plasma membrane
Molecular function (GO): receptor tyrosine kinase binding
Source: RefSeq, a predicted model, not a curated record
UGGUGGAUCCUGCCUCCCCUCUCUCCCCGCUGGCAGGGCCCCAGCCUCCUCCCCAGGUCUCUGCUGACAUCUCCUAGACCCUCUCCUGAGCGGCGGAGAGGUUGUGUGCAGGAAUGCGUAGAUGCCGUGCAAAGCUGUUGUGAAGUUUGGGGGGAAAAAAACAGCUGUUGGCUGGAUUUGAGUGUUUUUCUUGUCUUCUCCCCAGCCCUGGAGGCUUGGGGAUGGCUCCACUGUGGCUGCUGUCGGAGCGAGGGGGUCUGUGUACGUGCGGCAGCGGCCGGCACGCGGCUGCCUGCUCCUCACUGCAAUUUCUUGCCAAGCCACUGGCGUGUUCCAGGUCUCUGACUCAGCUCCCAGUUUGUGUUUCCUGGGAGGAUGUCGGGUGCUGGCCUGGUAGCUGGCCCCUGAGCAUCCCCUCUCUGCUCCUCUUCCUCGCCUCGGGCUGCGCAUGAAGUCCCAGCCCCAGGCGCCUAAAAGUAGCUGGCGUCCCUCUGCCUCUCCUGUGCACAAGGAGGAUCCAACAUCUUUCCUUGCUGCCGGGGCACGAAGAGCGGCUGGGCUGGGAUGUGUCCCUGGAGCUCCCUGGGGCGGUUGCUCUGGCUGCUCCGCUCGUCCUCUGCUGCCGGCUGCCUGGCAAGGGGAAGGGUUGCUGCCAGCUGGAUGGGGCAGGGCUGCUGCUCGGUGGCUCCGCACCCAGCUCGGUUUGCCUUCUGUGCUCUGAGCCUGCUGGGGAAGGGGCUCUGACGCCCUGGGGUGGGCUCUGGGGCUGGGAGGGCUGUGGCAGCAGCACCUCUGGUUUCUGAGGGCUGGGAGCAGCCAUACGUCUUGUCGUGAGCUGAUGCGGGCUGGUGGCAGGACAUGGGCUGGCUGGCCUGGGCAAUUCCUGAUAAAAUCAGGAAUUGUUCCAUCUUACAAAAGCAGAGGCCCCGUCUGAGCGGGGAGCUCUGACUCCUGAGGUGCACCGACCCCUCGGUGGCGUUGGGGACAGCUGCUCCAAGCCCUGGCCUCUCUGAGUGACAGCCGGGCCCCAGGGUGCUGGGAGGGGGCCGAGGAGACCCCCUUGCCCCUGGGCAAUUCCCUCCUGCCCUGCUGGCAGGGCGCUGGGGAGGUGUCCAGGCUCAUGGAGCCCAUGCCGUGCGACCACAGCCAACGGUGGGACCCUCGUGGGUGAACCCCGCUGCCCUGCGCCCGUUCGACGCCAGCCAGGCGGGGUCCCCCCAGCAGCCGGGGGCUGUGGCUGGCCCCGCGCGGGGCUGGCGGCUUCCUGGCUCCCUGGCCUUGGGCUUCCUGCUUUUCUUCAGAGCAGUGGCGCUGCCGGCCACGGGAAGGUCACAGCGCCGAGCGGCCGGGGGCCCUCGGUGGGGACAGGAGCUUUGCGGGACGGCUGGCAGGGGCUCUCUGCGCCUGUUGGGACCACCGCCGGCGGUGGCUGAGAUAGGCGCUGGGUCCCCACCCCUCGCCGGGAGCCCCUCCUGUGCUGCGCCCCAGCCCUGCGCAGCCCCCGCCGCGGCCAGAUCCUGCCCUGCCACCCGUGAGUCAGCACGGCCCUUCCGAUUAACGGCAGCCCCUUCUCUCCCGGGAGGAGCCGCUGCUCAGCACCGGCCGGGAUGCGGGAAGCAGCAGCAAUUAGCAGCAGCCACUGCCUCUCCCGCCGGCUCCCCAUCACAGCCAGGGGUCCGCGCUGAGCCCUGUCUUGCCUGCUGGACAGCCCACCUGUAUCCUGCUCCCUGGCAUCCUCUUCUUCCCGCUAGCCCUCCGGGAUAUGAACAAGCUGAGCUGUGGGAAGAAGACGCGGGUGGAAGGCGGCCAGCUGGGGGGUGACGAAUGGACCCGCCACGGCAGCUUUGUCAAUAAGCCCACCCGCGGCUGGCUGCACCCAGAUGACAAGGUCAUGGGGCCCGGGGUCUCCUACCACGUCCGGUACAUGGGCUGCGUGGAAGUCCUCCAGUCCAUGAGGGCUUUGGAUUUUAACACCAGGACACAGGUCACCAGGGAGGCCAUCGGGCUGGUGUGCGAGGCUGUGCCUGGUGCCAAGGGAGCUGUGCGGAGAAGGAAGCCCUGCGGCCGCUCCCUGAACUCCAUCCUGGGCAAAAGCAACCUGAAGUUUGCCGGCAUGCCCAUCACCCUGACCAUCUCCACCAGCAGCCUCAACCUCAUGGCUUCUGACUGCAAGCAGAUCAUUGCCAACCACCACAUGCAGUCCAUCUCCUUCGCUUCGGGGGGAGACCCGGACACAGCCGAAUAUGUCGCCUAUGUUGCCAAAGACCCCGUCAACCAGCGAGCCUGCCAUAUCCUGGAGUGCCCCGAGGGCUUGGCGCAGGACGUGAUCAGCACCAUCGGGCAGGCCUUCGAGCUGCGGUUCAAGCAGUACCUGAAAAACCCCCCCAAGCUGGUAACACCCCAUGACAGGAUGGCGGGGUUUGAUGGCUCUGCCUGGGAUGAGGAAGAGGACGAACCACCUCCAGAUCACCAGUACUACAAUGACUUCCCUGGCAAGGAGCCCCCCAUUGGGGGGGUCGUGGACAUGCGGCUGCGGGACGGGGCUGCACAAACCCCCAAUCACUUGGGGGCCACGCUGCCUGUCGGCCAGUCUGGUGGGGAGUACGACCCUCGGAAGCAGCAUGCUCCUGCCCAAGCAGGGAGAGAGAAAUACCCGGCUCCGGCAGGUGUGUUGGGACGCACAGACCUGUUCGAUGACCCGUCUUACGUCAACGUGCAGAACAUGGACAAGACGCGCCAAGCGGUGGCUGCUGGCACCCCCGCAACGGCCAACGGCAGCGCCCAGAGGGACCUCUUCGACAUGAAGCCCUUUGAAGAUGCCCUGCGUGUCCCCCCGUCUGUGCCUGUGGGGCUGCCCCCUGCCCAGGUGGUGGCCUCCAUGGAGGAGCAGCUGAGGCGGGAGCCCUGGUACCAUGGGAAGAUGAACCGUAAGGAGGCAGAGAAGCUGCUGAAGGUCAAUGGAGACUUCCUGGUGCGGGAGAGCACCACCACCCCUGGUCAGUACGUGCUGACCGGCUUGCAGGGUGGGCAGCCCAAGCAUCUACUGCUCGUGGAUCCCGAGGGAGUGGUGCGGACAAAAGACCACCGCUUCGAGAGCGUCAGCCACCUCAUCAGCUACCACAUGGACAAUCACCUGCCCAUCAUCUCAGCCGGCAGCGAGAUGUGCCUGCAGCAGCCGGUGGAGCGGAGACUGUGAGCGCCUGGGGGGGGCCCUUGGUGCGCAGCCCCCCCCCGCCCUGCUCCCUGCCCCAGGGAGCCCUCGGACCCUCAGCCACGUGCUGUGCCCGGGACUGAGCCUGGACAUGACUGGGGGGCCCGUCCCCCUCUGCCACGCGGCACUGGUGGCCGUGGGGGGGGGCCCAGGCGGCGUGGUGGGAGCUGCCGGCAGGGCUGGGGGGCUGUUGUUGCCAAAGCCCCCACCUCCUCCCAGCUCCAGCCUUUGCACAGCAGCUCAGCUCUUACCAAAAGGCGGCCCCGGGGCUGCGCCGGGGCCAUGCUCCCGCUCGCCGGUGUGCCCACGGGCUGGGGGCUGGCAGAGCCGUGCCGGGGGAGGGGGGGGCUGCCUCGCCUCGCCCCCUGCCCACGGGCCGUGGAGGGAGGGGGCCGUGGGGGGCUCGGCUCCCCCCAAGCACAAGGCCCGGCCAGCCCUGCACCGACUGUACCCGAUCACUUUACGUGUAACUCUGUGCCUUGACCCCGCAGGUCCCACUCUUAUGCAAAGCCGCUGGGCAGGGGGCUUGGGGACACUGCCCCCCCCUGCCCCCCCCGUGCCCCUUCCCGGGGACGUGCUCCCCCGCCCCCCCUCCCUGCCCAGCCCCCGGGGUCCCGGCUGGGCUCCGUCCCGGGGGGGGGGGGCGGGGUUGUCCCCCUGCAUGCACGGUGUUAACCCCCCCCCCAAGCCAAAGCGCAGCCCUUCCCCCCCUCCCAGC